UUUAUUUUCAUUGGGGAUUAAAAUACCAAACUCUUGUAUUUCUUCUUUUUCUCUCUCUAUCAUUUUUCUCUCUCAUCUAAUCUCUCUCUCUAAAAUCUCAGUGACCCGGCCGGAUUCUCACGCCGCUAUUGUCCUCUCCUCCUUCGAUUCCAGUUUCAUAGUUUUGCAUUCGCAACAAUGAAGUUUCGUUACGCCAUGGUUUGUUCAUCCAACCAAAACAGAAGCAUGGAAGCACACUUUCUUUUCAAAAGACAAGGGUUCGAUGUAUCUUCUUAUGGAACAGGUACCCACGUUAAGCUCCCAGGUCCUUCCCUCAGAGAACCAAAUGUCUAUGAAUUUGGAACUCCUUACAAAUACAUGCUUGAUGAGCUUCGUAGAAAAGACCCUGAACUCUACAAGCGAAAUGGAAUCCUGCCAAUGCUUAAAAGGAAUGCAGCUGUGAAAUUAGCACCUCAAAGAUGGCAAGAAAAUGCUGCUGAUGGCAUAUUUGAUGUGGUAAUUACGUUUGAAGAAAAAGUAUUUGAUAUGGUUGUUGAAGAUCUCCAUAACAGAGACCAUGUUUUAUUGAAAACGGUAUUGAUAGUCAAUUUGGAGGUCAAAGAUAACCACGAGGAAGCCGCCAUAGGAGCAAGACAGACUUUAGAUUUUUGUCAGGAGAUUGAAGCUGUUGAAUCAUGGGAGGAAUCCAUUGAUGAUGUUAUUGCUAGUUUUGAGAAACAACAUCGGCGGAAGCUUUUGUACAACAUCUCCUUCUACUAAAAUUAUACAACUUUUCCUAUGAAAUUUUUUGUUCCAAAAAACUAAUGUAAUAGUCGUUAUGCAUUGAAAUUUAGUCGGCUUAAACUACCAAAUGCAUAUAUAGUUAGUUGUCUGGAUUGGAACUUGUAGUAAUUGAUCAAGAAUGUCCACCAUAUUGAGUUGGUGUUUACUUUCAAAAUAUCUUAUUGAUACUGUGUUUAGUUUAGGCUUUGCCUCUAGGCAUGUUUAAUGAAUAAAUAUUAAAAUUGUUCUUA
Molecule: messenger RNA, 1013 nt
Organism: Medicago truncatula (barrel medic)
Lineage: Eukaryota; Viridiplantae; Streptophyta; Magnoliopsida; Fabales; Fabaceae
Product: RNA polymerase II subunit A C-terminal domain phosphatase SSU72
Exons: 5
Coding region: 178-759 (193 amino acids)
Biological process (GO): mRNA processing
Cellular component (GO): nucleus
Molecular function (GO): phosphoprotein phosphatase activity
Source: RefSeq, a predicted model, not a curated record